Messenger RNA from Adineta steineri, 540 nucleotides. The record is from the annotation of a GenBank genome assembly. Lineage: Eukaryota; Metazoa; Rotifera; Eurotatoria; Adinetida; Adinetidae.
AAUCCAAAUCUUCAAUCAUUACUUCAUCAAAAACAACAAUUUCUACCGAAUUCUCCGCUUGUACAUCCAAAUCAAAUGAAAAGAGAACAAAUGUCAUUUCCUGGAUCACCACAACAACAACAGCAACAACAAUUACCAUCGAUGUUUUCUACGGGUGGUCCACCAACACCAAAUGCAAAUACAAAUUCAAAUGUAUUUCCACCUCCCUCCACACCAAUUAAUGGAGAUUUAUCAUCAACAGGAAAAAGAACUUCAACGACAUCAAAUGUUUCAUUAUCAGGAAAUACAUCAACAACUACUAAUAAUAAUUCUUCCAAUUCUCCACCAACACCAUCUUCGACAAAUCAUAAUCAGAAUCCUUCUACACCCGCUGCUCCAUCAGCGAAUCCCCCAACAACUCCGACAAAUUCAUCUUGGAAUGGUUCAACGACUAAUCCUAAUAAUUCUUCUUCAACUAAUAAUCCAGUUAUUGCUGAAAAGAAACAGGAACCACAUACACCACCUGCUACACCUCAACAAACAAUUGCUACUGCCUCAUGA